This is a messenger RNA of Daldinia caldariorum, 882 nucleotides long. RefSeq lists its product as uncharacterized. The record is from RefSeq and is a predicted model, not a curated record. The transcript is spliced from 2 exons. The coding region runs from base 209 to 835 and encodes 208 amino acids. Lineage: Eukaryota; Fungi; Ascomycota; Sordariomycetes; Xylariales; Hypoxylaceae.
AUCAUGUAUAUAAUAAAUACUUUAUGUCAAUCUUUGUUAUUUAGAAUCUCAUCAGCAUCAAUCAGGUCUUGAAGAAACAUUCGUUCCAAUUUUCUAAUUAUUCUUCACAUCUUUUUUCUUCUUCUUUGGCUGGGCCAUACUAUUUUCUUUUCUAUCUCUCCGUAAUAACUUAAUCGCCACUACCAAGCUACACUUAUUUCCCUUCAACAUGAAGUUCAUCAACGUACUUUGCCUUGCCACUUCCGCGUUAGCUGUUGCUAUUGAUCGCGCGCAUGUCGAUACUGCAAGAUCCACGGGCCUGGAGGAGGCAGCAUCGUUACUAUCAAGGCAUCAUCGUGCAGGCCGGCUGGCAAACAACAACCAGGGUAACAGCAACGGGAAUGGAGGCAACGCAAACGCAAACGCGGGCGCCGUUUCAGGCAACACCCUCGUCCUAAAGGAAGUCAACGGCGUACCGGGCAAUGAAUGCCUCACAUUCCGUAAUAACGGUGAGAUCGUCGAUGCCGCUUGCGUCAAUACCGCGGCCGACCGCCAAAUCACGCCGACGACGCUGAAUGGGAACUCGGUCCUUCGCGUACAGCGCAGCUUUACUGCCGGUUUCCGCCCGGACCUGGUCGACGUUACUGCCUGCGUUGGUUUCAACGGCACGCACUUCCGAGCCGAGGACUGCGCUGCGUCAAACAUCGAGCUUGUGCAGUUCGAUGGCACCGCACUACGGGCCCCCAGCGGCGCUUGUGCUCAGGGCCACGACGGCGCCGCUCAGAUGGUUGUCGAUACGACAGGCGCUAGCUGCGCAUCUUUCGAGAGUACAACGGUUACACCCACGCCCCCGUAAGAGAGGGAGAUGCGAGCUUGGUGAGUUGGUUAUGGGUUAUUUUGGGU